CCUAUCGACAAAACCCUCAAAGUCUGGAUAGCUGCCAAGCUAGGCCUCCUUGUGAGGUGGAUUUGGCACCAACCUGGCGCAAAACACGGCCCAGUUGGUGUUCAGAGAAAGAAGCCGGCAUCAAAACGAGCAAGGAGGAAAGGCAACGGAAGAGGCAGCCAACAGAGGGCUCCUAACGAGGUUGAUGAGGUCAAGGAAGUUACCCACGUCAUCACAGAAGCUAUGGAUAAAUUAAAGCAUUGA
This is a messenger RNA of Fusarium odoratissimum NRRL 54006, 243 nucleotides long. RefSeq lists its product as uncharacterized. The record is from RefSeq and is a predicted model, not a curated record. NCBI's taxonomy places the organism in Eukaryota, Fungi, Ascomycota, Sordariomycetes, Hypocreales, Nectriaceae. The annotation marks the transcript as partial. The transcript has a single exon.